CCCUUACAAGUCUCCCACCAUACCGCAACCAACUGCCACAUUAUCAACCGCAGUAUCCGCACAUCACCCAUCCGCGAAUAACAGCUACCCCGCUUUCAAAGCACAUCCUCACUCUAUACCGACAAUCAUGUCUACAGACGCCGCUGCCACCGAGAAGGACCAGAUCUCCCUCACCACCUCUGACAAUGCCGUCAUGAGCGUGCCCCGCAAGGUCGCCGAGCGCUCCAUCUUGAUCAAGAACUUGCUCGAGGACUUGGGCGGCGAGACGUCUGAGUCGAUCCCCAUCCCCAACGUCAACGAGCCGGUCAUGAAGAAGGUCCUCGAGUGGUGCGACCACCACAAGGACGACCCCCCGGCCACCCAGGACGAUGACUCCGACUCGCGCAAGAAGUCCACCGACAUCGACGAGUGGGACCAGAAGUUCAUGCAGGUGGACCAGGAGAUGCUCUUCGAAAUCAUCCUCGCGGCCAACUACCUCGACAUCAAGGCGCUCCUCGACGUCGGCUGCAAGACGGUCGCCAACAUGAUCAAGGGCAAGUCCCCCGACGAGAUCCGCAAGACCUUCAACAUCCAGAACGACUUCACUCCCGAGGAGGAGGAGCAGAUCCGCCGCGAGAAUGAGUGGGCCGAGGACCGUUAAGUGGUUGCCCUUGUCCCCUCUCUCGGUCGCGUGUCCACACGCUCGCGGCAUUCAGCGGCUGGCGCUUGCUGCGAUUGCCCGGAGUUCUGGCGUUUUUUCAGUCACGGCAUCCUUCGGUUUAGUGUUAGCUAGGCCUUGCAUGGAAGGAGGGCUUGUUCGGUAGUCCCGAAUUUCACUUCCCGGUUCGAGCAAUCGCCUUGUACAGCAUAUGAUGUGGCUUACUCUGCUCUCGUGUAUACGUAGGCCAGUGCCUCAAAAUGAAUUAUUUGAAAAUAACCAGUAA
Molecule: messenger RNA, 923 nt
Organism: Parastagonospora nodorum SN15
Lineage: Eukaryota; Fungi; Ascomycota; Dothideomycetes; Pleosporales; Phaeosphaeriaceae
Exons: 2
Coding region: 128-640 (170 amino acids)
Biological process (GO): mitotic cell cycle; SCF-dependent proteasomal ubiquitin-dependent protein catabolic process
Cellular component (GO): nucleus; cytoplasm
Molecular function (GO): cullin family protein binding
Source: RefSeq, a predicted model, not a curated record